AUGACAAACUCAAAUUCGCAAGGAGGCUUUUCGGGGCAUAUCAACCAUGCGAACUAUCUGAUUGCAAAGGAAGAAAAACGUACGGUUAGAUUAAAUAAAAUUCGAUUAUGAUUUAUUUGAAAAAAAUUUAAAUUGCUGAAAAUAAAAUUGUAGGAAUGUGAUGGCAGAGAUUGUACUUAUCCAGAAUUUGAUGGUUUGGUAAGUUUUGAAUUAUUAUUAAUUUACUUAGUUGGAGAAUGCUAUUGCUAGAUACUACUGGGGUAGUAAGAUUUUUUAAACAAAAAUUUAAUACGAGAAAAUUAUAUAGCUGGAACAUUCUGCCAAUAGUCUAGUGAAGUAGAGGAAAAUGACCAACCGUACGGAAAUAUGGUAUGUAUACAUUUGAACAACUAUAUAAGUGUAUGCAAUUAAUAUCAAUUUUUAUUCAGACGCAACAGAGUGAAGAAUCUAAUGCUGUUAGCGAAAGUGGGCGACCAGCUGAUUCUUUCAACCCAUUCAUAGAGUGGGAGGAAGACACUUCCUUUGAAAUUAUCAUACAUUGCGGUGGGAUAGAAGAUUUGGAUAAGAAUAUCUUUGUGGAGUUAUUUUUCAAUAAAUGA
Cinara cedri is the source of this 599-nucleotide messenger RNA. The record is from the annotation of a GenBank genome assembly. NCBI's taxonomy places the organism in Eukaryota, Metazoa, Arthropoda, Insecta, Hemiptera, Aphididae.